AAAAUCAGUGUAAACAAAUUGGCACGCCCAGUGGGACGGGUUGUUUUGUGCAAUUUACAUUGUUGAAAGAAGUUUAUUUUCUAAAAAUCCUUUUACAAGUCUUAAGACAGUUAGUGUUUAUAGUUUGUGUUUUGAUUUUGUAUGCAUUUGAGAAGUGGUAAAUCUUUACCAAAUUUAACUAGUGUUAAAUCUAAAUCAAAAAUGGUUAGACCACCAAAUAAUAAUCAAAACAAUAACAACAAUGUCCCGAAUCCUGAAGGACAGCCAACACAAGCGUCAAUUAGUAACGCUACUGUCAUGGCCCAAGGCUCUGGAACAUCUGCUUCGAGCAUUCCUGCAGUCAGUUUUGGGAAUAUAGGGGUAACAAUGCCCUCAACGAGUUCGACUGUAUCUGGGUCGAUAUCUUCGUUAGUAUCACAUGGUAUAGGGGGCAGUCAGCCUGGCGCUGAAGAUGUAAGGAGCCCCAUUCGAUCGUUUUUGCUGAACCAAUCAGGAUUAGGAAUGCCAGACUCUUUGAUGGCAGGCUUACAUAAUUCUAACCCAAAUCCUGACAGGAGUACCAUGCCUUCCCCAGCAGCCUCUGUUGUGGGAAAUAGGACCAGAGAUAUUGCCUUACAAAAUUUAACCAAUGUAACUAUGAUGUCCUUUCGACAACAAAUGGACGAGAGUAAUCAUGAAAUGGUUAAUACUCUGACUUCACAAUUGGGGACUAUUUUGAACCCUUUAAUCAACAAUACAAAUAAUAAUUAUCAGUUGCUAGCCCAUCAGAUGGGGCGGAUUGCAGAUUUCUUUGGUACUCCUACAAUGCCUAACCAAAAUCUUCAGCCCAUUCGAAAUCAAACACAGGUUCAGAACCCAGGUUUUCAUGUGAACAAUGAAGUCCCAAACAAUCAAGUACCACAAGUGGUACAAGAGGAACCGCCGGCUCCAGUGGUGCACCAUGUGCCAGAGCCUGAAGUAAUUUUGGUUAAUCGAAAUCAAAAUGCUGACGAAGUAAUUAGAAAUGUGCAAAGAAACAAUUUUGCGCAACAAGAUAACUUGGCAAAUUUAGUCGAAACUAUUUUAACUCAAAACGGUUUCAAUGUUGGCCUACAUAGGCCUAACUUCAUUUCCCCAUUAUCUGAAUACGUGUUACAAACUGAAUUGCCAAGGGGAUGGAAGAUCCCCAAAUUCACAAAGUUUGCUGGGGACACAACUGAGUCAACAGUGGAACAUGUGGCAAGAUUUUUUGCCGAAGCAGGAAAUUUGGCAGAUAAUGAAAAUUUAAGGUUGAAAUAUUUCCCAAAUUCCCUUACAAAAAAUGCUUUCACUUGGUUCACAACUCUCCCCCCCCGUUCGAUUCAGCAUUGGACUCAAUUGGAAAGGGCUUUCCAUGAACAGUUUUAUAUGGGCCAAUCUAAGAUUAGUUUGAAGGAAUUGGCCAGUGUCAGGAGAAAGACAUCAGAGUCCAUAGAUGACUAUUUGAAUCGAUUUAGGCUACUUAAGGCUAGAUGCUUUACUCAAGUGCCUGAACAUGAGUUAGUCGAAAUGGCUGCUGGAGGCCUAGAUUAUUCAAUUCGAAAGAAAUUAGAUACACAACAUCUAAGAGACAUGGCACAAUUAGCAGAUAGGGUAAGACAGGUCGAACGCCUUAAGGCUGAAAAGGCAAGAUCAUCGAAGUUUCAAAAAAGGGAAAAGAUUGCUUAUGUUGAAACUUUAGAUGAUGAUGAUGAGGAAUAUGUGAUAAACUAUGGAGACAUAGAGGAUAAUGAAAUUAAUGUGGCCGAAUUAAAACCUGGCCCUCCCUAUGUCUGCAAAUUACUAAAACCUUCGAAUGGAAAAAAUCCUGUCGAACCCAAGAAUGAUAAAUUUGUCGCUAAAACUUAUUCGUUUGAUAUAACUAAAUGUGAUGAAAUAUUUGAUUUGUUGGUUACUGAUGGCCAAAUUGUUGUUCCAAAGGGAUUGAAAGUGCCUCCCCUUGAACAGCAAAAGAAAAGAGGUUUUUGCAAAUUUCAUAAUUUUUUGGGUCAUAAAACCUCACAAUGUGUUCUUUUCAGGGAUCUGGUUCAAAAAGCUUUGAAAGAUGGAAGGCUGAAGUUUGGAGAGAAAUCCGGACACAAGAUGAAAAUUGACGAAGAUCCACUACAAAUAUCUGAUGCUUCCUAUGUGGAACCGGUCGAAUGCUUGAUGAUCGAUGCCAUGGACUUAUCAGGAGGCGCUCAAUUAGUUUCUAUUCCAGAGAAUGAAUACUAUGAAAAAAUGAAAGUAGUAUAUCCUGGGGCUGAAGAGGAACUGAUUGAUUUUCUACAAAGGUGUAAGCUUAACAAGUCUGAGGUGAUGCUUUGCCCAAGGUGCAGUGCUGUAUUCGACAAGAAGGCUACUGAGGGCCUUAACAAGUUUAUACCAUUCAGAAGAAACAAAGAGAAUUGGCCAAACUCAAGGCCAAUGAAAAAACAGAACAUGGCGCAUGCUAAACCAAUACAUCAAAGGUUGGGCAACCCAAAUACGUUUGUGCCAUCCAACAAAUCACCAAUGAACAAAUGGGUUCAUGGUCAUGCAUCCAACUUUGUCAGAAAUUCUGUUGACAAGGGAAGUUCGAGUCAUUCUGUUGAUUCGAAGAAGUAUGCUUACAGAAACAAUUACAAGGGAAAGAAUCCCAUGACCCGCACACAAUGGCGUAGGCAUCAGCGCCAACAAAGGCUCUCCCUUCAAGAGACUCAAAAGACUGAAGACAACAAAGGAAAACAGGUUGUCGAAGUGGCUAGAAGGCCUCUGAAAGAAAGAUUGACUCAACCAGAGGAUGAUCAAAAGGUUGAGAAUGAGUUUGAAGGAGAGAACAUGGAAGAUGAGGAUCUCCUUGAUUCAGAUCCCGAGUUUGAUGUGCUGGUGAACGUAGUUUCGAUCCUCCCUGCUGAAUAUGACGUGUGGUCAGAAGUGACUGAAGGGGAGGAUGAAUUCGAUGAGUCUGAAUUGGCUUUACACAAGCCAAUGUGUUAUUAUGUAAUGAAUAAUGGCUGCUUAGAGGAACAGAUGGCCAAUUUUGAGAGGCCAACUGAGGGAAUGAAGAAUCAUUUGAAACCCCUCUUUAUUCAGGCCAAAGUAAACAAUGUGGGGGUCAACAAAGUGUUGAUUGAUGGAGGAGCAGCAGUAAACCUGAUGCCAGAAUUCAUGAUUACCAAGAUUGGUAAAUUCUCUACUGACUUGCACCCUCACAACAUCGUUCUUUCGAAUUACGAAGGUGAGACUGGUUUCUCGCUGGGGGCAAUUCAAGUCGAUGUGGCAGUUGGCAGCACUGUUAGGCCAACUUUGUUUUUGGUUGUAGCAUCGAAGGCCAAUUAUAAUCUGCUUCUAGGAAGGGAGUGGAUACAUGGUGUUGGAGCAGUGCCUUCGACUCUCCAUCAGAGAGUGAGUAUUUGGAGAGAUGAUGGUGUGGUAGAAAAUAUCGAAGCUGAUCAAAGUUAUUUUAGGGCUGAAACACACCACAUAACCAAGCACUCAUUUGAUAAGAAAUUGGCGAAUAUAUCGCCAUGCACUGAACAGGGAUAUGCCUACGCCCCUGCUGAUAAUGUCUACCAUUCUGUCAAAUUGGAUCCAACCCAUGGAUUCAUUUGGGAGAGAGAGGAGAUAGACGAAGGUCCACAUGUGGAUGAAGGCAAAGUCCGCCCAACUGGGUGGGACCUUGAAGAAUACUACGAUGACUAA
Molecule: messenger RNA, 3681 nt
Organism: Trifolium pratense (red clover)
Lineage: Eukaryota; Viridiplantae; Streptophyta; Magnoliopsida; Fabales; Fabaceae
Exons: 1
Coding region: 142-3681 (1179 amino acids)
Source: RefSeq, a predicted model, not a curated record